AUGAUUACAUCCACUCUUAAACGCAGCGCAUCCGUUGCGUUCUUGCCAGAACAACCAGUGGCCCAGGCCUCGACAUCCAGCCCGUGCCAGCCCACCCAGCAACUCUUGAAUUCCAUCACCAGAAAGUCUACGCUGCCUUGUAGAUCUCCGAGUUUACGUCGGACUUGUCCCAGGUCACAACUUCGUCGCAGCCGCACUCUGGAUUCGUUUGAACAUCUGCAAGCUGGCGCAGCCUACGCGUCUCCACGACCUCUGAAGAGGCAGAGAACGGAACCGUCGCAGACAAUUUCUCUAGACGACUGGCAGAUUGUCUCGGCCAGCGAUGGCGACACCGAUGCCUUGUUCCCAGCGGCUCGUACGACGCCCAAGCCGAUUGCUGAUCCCCUUAUCCUGUCCUCCAGCAUCCUUUCUGCAACCUGCCGUUUUAUUUCUUCAUUUGUAUCCACUCGAUUAUCCCCACCCGCUCCUGCGAGUGUGGAUUUGCCACAUGUCCCCCAGCCACCGGAUGCCUUUGAUGUGGCAGAUCUCGAAAUGGAAGAAGAUACAGACGAUGCAGAAGAAGAUAUUACAAUGAUAGACGUAGAGGAUGACGUCUUUCCUCCAUCUCCCUUCCCCGAGUACACUGCCGAGCAGUGGUCUCGCCUCUCUCGAUAUCCGCAUCUCGUCGACAAGGUGAUGUCUGGCCGUGUCGCGAACGGACGUGCCCAGCACAAGCACUUUGUCGCCUGUAACUAUGCCAAAGAAGCCAACCCAUACUUCAACCCGCCAAAACCUCGCCAAUCGUCACCACUUGCUCCUAUUCGGCAGAAGCGAGAACCCUAUGCAUCGAACAAGAUGUCACUCUCGUUUACUACCGACCGCGCCGUCCGUUCAGCCCAGCGUGACUCCAAACAAUCCCGCUUGUUGAAUUAUCCAACCUGUUCGGACAAAUAUCCCGGUCCUGACCGCUCUGGGUCUAUUCUCCGUAACACCGUUCUGCUCAACUUUGGAGACUGGCUCCGCGCCUCGGGUCUGUGGAUUUCCGUUCAAGUCACGGGUAUACACUCUGCUCUGGCCUGGUACGAGACCUACGGCUGUGAGGAAGAGGGUACGAUCACUCCCGACCUCAAUUCACCGACGGCGACAGAUUUGGCGGGUCUUACCGAGGCUCACUUUGCUUGA
Molecule: messenger RNA, 1161 nt
Organism: Serendipita indica DSM 11827
Lineage: Eukaryota; Fungi; Basidiomycota; Agaricomycetes; Sebacinales; Serendipitaceae
Source: the annotation of a GenBank genome assembly